GGCGGCGGUUCUGGAGGGCGGCCGCUAUAGGUAGCGGCCGAUAUGGGCCUAAUUCCUUCACAGCCCCUCCCGUUUUUUCACAAGUUGACAAGAUGAAGAUUUCUCUAGUUCUCGUUGCAGUUGCUCUAUUUGUUGCUGGAGCUAACGCUCUUAAAUGCUAUUCGUGUGAUGAUUGCGAUAAAGCUACUAACAGCAUUGAAUGCCCAAUGGGAAGUGAUCGAUGUGGACUACAAGUGCUGAAAGGAAAAAAGACUCGUGAUUGUACUGCAAAAUUAAUUUGCGAUAAGGUGUCCCCAAAAUGUGAAUCGGACACACAAGACAACUGCUCAACAUGCUGUGAUAGUGAUGACUGCAACUCAGUUGGCAUCGCUAGCUUCAAUACAUUGACCAUGAUCACUGUUUUGCUCCUCAGUCUCUUGUUCAUGAAGCAGUAGCAAUUAUAGCAGGCCUAGAGACAUCCUCACUUUUUUACCUAUUCGUACCUGCUGAAAUUACAUAAUUUCACAGGCCUACCGUACUCGUAUUACCGUUUUUAGAGUGUUAGCUAUAGAAAUAAACAUUGGAUGUCUUUAAAAUGGACUUUCAAACCAUUUUUUAUUGUUUUUAUAUAAGUUUUUUACUCAGUAGUUUUUAUAAAUGCCAAUACUGUAGUAAAAUACAGAGCUGGGGCACAGUAUGCAACACGCUAGCUGGCCAGUAAAUAAUGCUUUUAUCAAAAUGACAAGGGUAUCUGUUAAGGCGUGUGCCAUUGUUUUUUAAGCUUAAAAUUCUUUAUAUUUAUAAAUUACAUGAAUUAUAUGUUCUUAAAUUUCUUUUUGAUAUUUAUCACGGAAGAACAUCCCAUUCUACUAGCGAUUACUUUCAAAAUAUCAAUCACUCAUAUAAUACUGGAUUUAACAAUACUAUUAAUUUUUCCUUGCCCAAACCUCGUAUCAGUUCAGGCCAACACAGAAUUUCAUUUUAUGGUGUUAAAUUAUGGAAUGGUCUCUCCUUAGUUACUAGAAAUAUUACUUAUAGAAAUCAUUUUAUUGCAGCAGUUAAAGAAAAAUUAUUUUUAAAUAUUAUUUCAGAUCCACUUAAUUCAACUUAUCACAUAUAUACAUAAAUUUUAAUUUUAUAAUUAAUUUGCUUCCGUUAUUGUUCGUCCAAAUUGAUUUAUUCAACUUAUUGUAAAUCUAGAAUAUUUGGUUUGUAUUGUUUUUCAUCAAGGAGGUGUUAAGCUUUGAUUAGUUUCAUUUAACUAUAACUUAUCACCUUUUGUCAAUUAUGUUAUUAUUAUAAAUAUUGUUGUUGACAAUAAAGUUGAACUUAUAAUGUAAGUUAAUGGUUAGCUGGUUUGAUAGACACACUGCAUUUUGAAUAAUUCUGUAGUAUUAGUAUUCCCAUGUACUUAUGCAAAUAUGUAAUCUGACAUAUAAUAAAUAUUGUUAGAAUCAUUA
This is a messenger RNA of Anneissia japonica, 1439 nucleotides long. RefSeq lists its product as uncharacterized. The transcript has 3 exons. The record is from RefSeq and is a predicted model, not a curated record. NCBI's taxonomy places the organism in Eukaryota, Metazoa, Echinodermata, Crinoidea, Comatulida, Comatulidae. Bases 93 to 434 code for a protein of 113 amino acids.